GUUCGAACCAAACAGACGGUUUGGUUUGAUCAAUGUAGCAUAAGAUAACCCGAAAAAGUAUUCGCUUGAAGCCCAGUGUCUCUGAUCAGGUAGAGUACUACCUAUCAGCGGCUUCAUUUGGUUGUUGGAAUACUAAGGCGCGGGAGGAGCUUUGUGGUAGAACAUGCAGUAUUCCGGAGGAAAAGCGAACAAAGUCUUGCUAUAUGUUUCGUCUUGUUCACAUGGAUAUUUUCCUCGUGACAAUCUACCUUAGAUAUGGAGCAGAUUAUGAUACUGAUUCUCAAGACAUGUUGUGCGAUCAAAUUGAAAGGAAGCUCCAUGAUUGCGCAGUCUGGAGAUCACCGAGCGAUGACUAUCGCUGGAUUUGGUGGGAUCCUGGACAGAGAAUGCAAAAUAGGUUUUGCGAAGAAAGGAGGAAUCUGCGAUGGCUACCGACCUGGUUUAAAAGCUAUAGCUACAUUGCGGCCGAUACUAUAUGGAACCCAGGGCCCCCUCCUCGCCACAGUAACACUACUACGUCGGACUUCUGCAGUGGAUAUUCUUCUCUCAGAGCUAUGACCGGGGCACUUUCGACAAGUGGUACACCUGGAACCUUAACAAGUCGGACAAUCUACUAUGCGCUUGGAGGAAGCAAUGUUACGAGUUCGUCUAGCCAACUGUUCUUUCAGCGUGGUUGUCAGCGAGCUCCAACGGGAGUAUUGGCAAAACCGAGCCGCCAGUAUCGAAGCGAAUGCAUAAGAAAUUGCAAAUUCGAACGGGGGCAUCUCAAAGACGCGAGCAAUAUACAUCUGCAUCAAACCCAGUCACAUUGUUUCUUCAGCCCCAGUGUGAUGCGCUCGGGUUUUGCAGGUCGUGGCCCAGGAGAUAUACGCAGUCUUUCGCUUCCAUGCCUCUUAAGCCAAAGAUACGAGAGUACAGUCGUCUCCAAUGUGCCACACAGCACCAAGUCAAGCUUUCCAGAAGGCAGACAAAGAACAACGAAAAAGUUCCAAGAUUUCCGUAAACAUCAAGUCUGGUCUGCUCGGAUGGCACUGCAACCGUCCAGAUAUAGAGAGCUUCUAGGACCACCUGCCGGGACUCCGCGAUCUGGGCUUUCUGUCACCAGUUCAUCCGAUCAGACAUCUCUAUUGAUCCUGAACCAAUCAAGGCGCAUGGAGGCUUUCUCAACAAAUUCCAGCACACUGAUACCUAACAAUCCUAACAACCAUAAUCAUGUCAGGAAUGUGGAAGUAGCGGUAAGUGUUGAUCAUGUUGCUGGUUUAGCUGUGCGCUACUCUGCAGUCCCUGCAUGUGGUCGAUCAAGCUUACCAUGUCGCCUGGAGGCCCGCCAUCGUACAGGAUUAGGCUUGGAAGAAGAAAGGGAUUCAGAUGGUCGCACGCGACAGAAAGAGCCAUUGCGCAUGCAUCGCUCUAGACCAAGGCAGUCCCGGGAGAGGAAGAAGCGAAAAUUGGCAGGACUUCUGGAAAGAAAAGUUCCUAUUAGCGAGCUGACUAGUUGGGAGCUACAGUUCAUAGAUGGGCUGGACCGGAGACUGGAAUGGCUCUACAACCAGCUCUGCCCAGGACGGAGACCUUACCAUUUCGCGCUGCUUGCGAACCACUGGCUCAAUAAAGAAACCUGGCUGGUAAUUGACCCACCUACGCGAAUAUCUAUCAGUGCUAGAAGGCGACUAGGAGACCCAAGAUUCAACUCGCCAUAUCCAAAGCCUGACUGGACUGCGAAACCAAAGUACCCAAGGGUGCCACGCAAAACAGUUUAUACUCCUAAAAUCAAUUCAUGGAGGCUAGCUGUUAACAAACACCGAAAAGCAUCUGGACUACGUGACAUGGUCAAGACAAUCAAAUUCUACCCCGAUUCAACGGCUGAUCCACCAGAUGGGAAGGUUGACCCAUCAUGCUGGAUGCUGCGCAGGCCCCCGCAAGGAUCGUUCAUGUCAGCCCGACAGGGAAAAGUGUAUUAUGAAGGAGGGGCAGGCUGGCAAGAGACAUUCGAUGAUUGGCAAAAGAUCCGCCAUGGCUAUCUGAUUCAGAAAGCCAUCCAUGAAGGCGGAGUCAACAGAACAAGAGCAAGAGAAACUGCAGGAGCAAUCAGCCGGUAUUUUCAUAUGGCAACAGCAAAAGGCUCUUGAUCUGCAAACGAUUCAUGUCUGGUCCGCUGACAGCACAGCGCGUUUUGGGCAGAAGUUGUGUGGUUGCUCUGCAAACAGUUCGAAUGUGUCUAGGGCGGUUAUAUAUCUGUGUGAAAGGAUGAUGUACGGGACAGAUAACAUGAUGCAGCCUCUUUAUGGUCUAUCUGUAUUGUUAUGCUGCCUUCAGGCGCUUCCAUCGGUUCCCAAUGACCGCCUAGCCUUACGAAUCUGUAAGAUGCCAUCAAAUGCCAAGUCUCUGAAAUCGAAUUGAAUCCUGUGCCUUAGGCUUGAAUAAAGAACAUGGUAAAUAGCGAGGCGAACAAUGCAGUCAUGGUGUCAUUCCCCAGUUGCCAAAAACUCCGGUAAUCCUUUCCGUGCCUUCAACGACGCUUCUUGUA
Aspergillus eucalypticola CBS 122712 is the source of this 2527-nucleotide messenger RNA. RefSeq lists its product as uncharacterized. The transcript has 2 exons. Bases 204 to 2129 code for a protein of 641 amino acids. NCBI's taxonomy places the organism in Eukaryota, Fungi, Ascomycota, Eurotiomycetes, Eurotiales, Aspergillaceae. The record is from RefSeq and is a predicted model, not a curated record.